CCACGGAGACGGCUAACAGACUGGACAGGCUUUCCUCCGAGGGAGACCCCGCCUCCGGCCAGUCAGAGACACCCCAGAAUGGAGGUCCUGAAGGAGAAAGUGGAGGAGGAAGAGGCAGCCGAGCGGGAGGAGGCGGCCGAGAGGGCUGAGAGAGGGGAGAAGGCGAUGUGGCCGAUGGAGGUGCAGAAGGAGGAGAGCACCGUGACGCAGGAGAUGCUCAGAGACCUGGAGAGGAAGCUCUCGGAGAUCGAGGUCUCCAUCCCAGAGAAGCCCUCGACCUUUACCAAGGACCCUAUCGACGUCUCCAAGCUGCCCCUUUCCUACCAAAGCAACACGCUCAAGGAGGAGCACCUGCUGCAGGUGGCAGACAACUUCUCCCGCCAGUACAGCCACCUGUGCCCGGACCGCGUGCCCCUCUUCCUGCACCCCCUGAACGAGUGCAAAGUGCCAAAGUUUGUGAGCACAACCAUCCGGCCCACGCUGAUGCCCUACCCAGAGCUCUACAACUGGGACACCUGCGCCCAGUUCGUCUCAGACUUCCUGUCCAUGGUGCCCCUGCCCGACCCCCUCAAGCCGCCCCCAUACCUCUACUCCUCGGCCACGGUGCUCAAGCUCCAGAAGGGAAACUGCUUCGACUUCAGCACACUGCUCUGUUCCAUGCUCAUCGGCGCGGGCUACGAUGCCUACUGCGUCAACGGCUAUGGCUCCCAGGACCUGUGCCUCAUGGACCUGACUCGGGAGGUGUGCCCGCUCACCAUGAAGCCCAAGGAGGCGGUCCAGAAGGAGGAAAAGGCACCACCUAAGAAGUACGCCAUCAGACCGCCCAGGGACCUGAGCAGCAGGUUUGAGCAGGAGCAGGAGACGAAGAGGCAGAAGGCGAUCCAGGAUGAGAAGGAGCAGCGGCUGAGGCAGGAGGAGGAGCGCCUCAUGGAGGAGGAGAGUGCAAAGACCGAUCCCCUGUAUGGCCUGCGGGUGCACUCCUGGGUGCUGGUGCUCUCGGGGAAACGCGAGGUGCCUGAGAGCUUCUUCAUUGACCCGUUCACUGCACGCAGCUACGGCAAGGACGAUGACCACUUCCUGGGGAUCGAGAGCCUCUGGAACCACAAGAACUACUGGGUCAACAUGCAGGACUGUUGGAACUGCUGCAAGGACCUAGUCUUUGACCUGGGAGACCCCGUGAAGUGGGAGUACAUGCUGUUAGACACCAGCAAGCCUCUCCUGUCCCUGACCGAGGGGGACGACAGCGAGAUGAGCGAGAUGAACGAUGAGGACGACGUGGAAAAUCUGGGCAAAGAGGAUGAGGAUGAGAGCUUCGACAUGCCGCCGGCGUGGGUGGAGCGGAUUGAGAUCUCCCCCGAAGCGUUCGAGACCCGCUGCCCCAACGGGAAGAAGGUGAUACAGUACAAGAGGGCGAAGCUGGAGAAGUGGGCCCCGUACGUCAACACCAAUGGCCUCGUGAGCCGCCUGACCUCCUACGAGGAUUUAGAGUGUACCAAGAUUUUGGAGGUAAAGGAGUGGUUCCAGAACCGGGAGGACAUGCUGGAGCUGAGGCACGUAAACAAGAUCACGGGCCUGAUUAUCGACUCCUUCAAGCCAGGUCACCCCCAGGCUCUGCGGGUGCACUCGUACACGUCCAUGCAGCCGGAGAGGGACCGUGUCAUGGAGUUUUAUGAAACGGCCCGCGUGGACGGCCUGAUCAAGCGGGAGGAGACGGCGAAGACGAUGACAGAGUAUUACCAAGGCCGGCCUGACUUCCUCUCCUACCGCCAUGUCGAUUUCGGGCCCAGAGUCAAGAAGACGGCUCUGAACAGCGCGGAGUCAAACCCCCGGCCUGUGGUGAAAAUCACAGAGCGCUUCUUCCGAAACCCCGAGAAACCUGCGGACGAGGAUGUGGCAGAGCGCGUGUUCAUGAUCUUGGACGAGCGCAUCCAGCUGCGCUACCACUGCCGCGAGGACCACAUCACGGCCUCGAAGCGCGAGUUCCUGCGGCGCACGGAGGUAGACAGCAAGGGCAACAAGAUCAUCAUGACGCCCGACAUGUGCAUCAGCUUCGAGGUGGAGCCCACGGAGCACACCAAGAAGCUUCUCUACCAGUAUGAGGCCAUGAUGAAGCUCAAGGACGAGGAGAAGUUGUCCAGACAUCAGGCCUGGGAGUCGGAACUGGAGGUGCUGGAGAUCCUGAAGCUCCGGGAGGAGGAGGAGGCGGCGCAUGCGCUGACCAUCUCCAUCUACGACACCAAGCGCAACGAGAAGAGCAAGGAGUAUCGGGAGGCCAUGGAGCGAGUGAUGCACGAGGAGCACUUGCGGCAGAUGGAGGCCCAGCUGGAUUACCUGGCCCCGUUCCUGGCACAGCUCCCACCGGGAGAGAAGCUGACACGCUGGCAGGCUGUGCGCCUCAAGGACGAGUGCCUCAGUGACUUUAAGCAGCGGCUCAUUGACAAGGCCAACCUCAUCCAAGCCCGGUUCGAGAAGGAGACCCAGGAGCUGCAGAAGAAGCAGCAGUGGUAUCAGGAGAACCAGGUGACCCUGACGCCAGAGGAUGAAGACUUGUACUUGAGUUACUGCUCUCAGGCCAUGUUCCGAAUCCGCAUCCUGGAGCAGCGGCUCAAUCGCCACAAGGAACUGGCCCCACUGAAGUAUUUGGCUCUGGAGGAAAAGCUCUACAAGGACCCACGCCUGGUGGAGAUACUGAAAGUCUUUGUUUGAUGCUCCCCCCUACACACCCCUCCAGUCCUCUGAUGCCUGUCCUGAGGCCUUGGUAAAGCUGCCAGAGGAAAAAUCCUACCCUCAAGCCUGGCCCUGUGCUCCCUAUACCCAACUGAGGACCAUCCACUCAGGUACCUGGCCUCACUGCCACACCCCUUCUGCAGCCCUGUCUGUUCCUGCUUCUCAUGAUUUUCCUAUAAAUAAACACACUUGUAAUUUG
Phacochoerus africanus (Common warthog) is the source of this 2926-nucleotide messenger RNA. RefSeq names its product dynein regulatory complex subunit 7 (gene DRC7). The coding region runs from base 79 to 2706 and encodes 875 amino acids. The record is from RefSeq and is a predicted model, not a curated record. NCBI's taxonomy places the organism in Eukaryota, Metazoa, Chordata, Mammalia, Artiodactyla, Suidae. Gene Ontology annotation, biological process: flagellated sperm motility. Gene Ontology annotation, cellular component: motile cilium. The transcript has 18 exons.